This is a messenger RNA of Anisakis simplex (herring worm), 2352 nucleotides long. NCBI's taxonomy places the organism in Eukaryota, Metazoa, Nematoda, Chromadorea, Rhabditida, Anisakidae. The record is from the annotation of a GenBank genome assembly.
AUGAAUCGUACAACACGCGAUGUGCAAGUGGAUGCGCAUCCACGGGUUGUGAGUAAAUAUGUGGCUUGUCGACCGAAUGCUCGGCAUAAAAUGACCGAUAUUGCGAAGGGCGAUCUGUUCGAUGAGGCUGAAGAAAGGCUGAAACUAUGUCAGGGUGAACUGACCACAACUCGACGUCAAGUUGAAGUAUUGCAACAAAAACUCAUCGAUUAUGCUCAAUCAUCAGACGCGAAUGGUAAUUCCAAAGUACCAACCUUUUCUCCCGUCCUUCUACGUACAUCGCGUGAAAUUCAAGCAACUGACAAUGAUUUACAAUCGAUUGAAGCGAAAAAAGCCGUUGAAAAACUGAACGAGAAAAUUGAUGAACUUGAGAAGAGGAAUAUCGACCUAGCUGCUAGGAUGCGAGAAGCAGAGGAUGAUAAACAGAAAAUGAUCAAAAUGCAACGGCAGCAAAUAUCACAACUCGUAGCUGAGUUCGAUAAUGUUCGUAAGGAACUCGAUCAGGAAAUGAAUAAGUACGAAAGUGAACGACGUAAACUGAAGAACCGAAUUGAGUUGUUGGAAAAAGUAAAGCUCGAUCGCGAUCGGCUGAUUGAACGAUUCAGACGUCUUGAAACGACAAGCGGUGAUAUCAACACAAAUUUGUUAACAACAAAAGUGAGCAUUAAAGUGCCGGAUGCCGAACAACAACAAAGAAAUGCAGAUGAUUCGAACAAUUCGUCUGAAAAAGAGCAGAGUUCAGCAAUGAAAAGGUGUCUCUCAGUGCCACAUAUGUACAAUGCAGCCAUGACACUCAGUGAUGAGUUGAACACGGUUCGUGCCGAUCUUGAGCAUAUUCUUGUUCAAAUAGAUAAUGCAGCUAGUGGUCAUGAACGAGAAAAACCACAGUCAGCCGAUGAGAUCGACAGCAAUUGCUCGACCACGGCCGAAAGUGCGCGGUCAUCCGAAAGUCGUGAUAUGGAACCGUUGCGGCGAGCUCUAAAACGAUCUCAAGCUGAGCGUGAAGCACUGAAGGAGCAACUUGAUCGUGUUACCUUCCAGCUGCAGGAUGCUUGUCGAGAACUUGAUCUCUACAAGCACGAACCCCGUGCAGAGGUCAUCAAGCAAGCGCUGAACCCUCGUAGACCACGCAGCAGAAGUUUCGUCGAAAUCGGUCGUGCCACUGUCGAUCUCGAAGANCAUCUGAGAUGGAAGGAGAAGGCUGGAACGAUGUUCCGUGAACUGAAUCGCGUACGUAAAGAGUACUAUGUGUGCGAUAGCGAACGUCGCGAACUGCGUUUACAACUGGUCAUGAUGCGUGGUGAACUUGGACUAGCGCAGUGCCAAUUAGCUGAAUUGUCCACCCGUCCUAGACGUGACUCGAACCAUACCAAUGCCAACGUCUCGCAAGCAGUUGCUUUUUCACCAAGUCCCGAACCAAAAUCACCGAAACGAAGUGUGGGCGAGAGAACGACGGUUACUGAUGGAAGUAGUAAACAACGUUCACGAUUCCCUUCAUCUGGAACGUACGCAACGGCGCAUACCUCAUUUGCGUCGUUAUAUGAAACUGCUGCAAUCAGUGAACCUGACCUAUCAAUAUGUAAGCAAUCGCGACAUGACGAACAUCCUUUCAAGUCAAAAUCACGUACGAACAGAAGAUCGAUCUCAAGAGACCAUGAAAGACGCAGAGCUGCUGAUGAGCAUGAUGAAAUUGUGAAAGAGGCCGCGAAAGUGCAAUUGGCCCUUCUCAAACAACAAAAUAAAUCUCUUCGAGCUGAGCUCAGUAAACCUCACUCAUCCUAUCCGUCUCGAGAACAUCAACUUGAAGUCAACGACUUAACCGAGGCAAAUAAAUCGUUGCAUAAAGAAAUUGGAGCGUUGCGCUCGGAGCUGGAAUGCUUGCGGACAGCUGCUGAUGCACGAUUGACGACGUAUGAACAACGGGAUGAGGACAGAAAGGUGGAAAUCGCACAUUUGAUGAGACAAGUCGACGAGCUGACUUAUGAUAAAGGAAAGCAUCGAGAAGAAGAGACAGUCCGUCGCAAAGCAUUUGAUGCAAGAAUUUCGAUGUUGAAUCGUGAAAAUGAGUUACUGAUGAAGAAGAUGGACGAUAUGGAGAAGGAACGACAGGACAUGUACUUGGUCAUGUUCAAAAAAGGACAACAAGCUGCACAACACGAUACCAAAGAAGUUAGAGCAAUUGAUGAAAUGACAGAAGAUAGAAUCGUGUUGAGGUUUUUACAUGAUGCAUUCUAUUAUUUUAUGGUGAAUAAAGGCGAUUCAAGGGAGCAUUUGCAGGCGAUAAUGACAAUGUUAAACUUCACAACAGAGCAGAAAGAGGACGUUCAACGAAGACGUGGUGCAUCGCAUUGA